GUUCCCGAUUAAGUUUGAACUAGUUCUGACGGGGUUUGCUUUACGUUUAUCCUGUAUUUAAUUUGUUUUUUAAUGCAGGGUAGGAAGAGAGAAUCUAUUAAACUCAAAACCCUCGCACGUUCCCAUGAAAGUUCCCUAUCAUUUUCUAGCGGGGGUUCCACGCGCUGAGCUACCCUAUAAGCUAUUAAUCCCAUUGUCGUGAUUUCUAUCACCAUUUUAACUCUCCCUGCAGCGCUCUCUGUGCACAACUACACGCUGUGACUGCCCACUUUCCUACUCUCGUUAGAAGUUUCUUUCUUAGCAAUUUCAAUGGCUUCUGCGGAAGAAACGGAAGCCAUUAAAGGAGCGAAAGUAUUAAUGGUUGGCGCGGGCGGCAUUGGUUGUGAGCUGCUCAAAACCCUUGCGUUGACGGGCUUCAAAGACGUGCAUGUCGUGUGGAGGAGCAGUGAAACGCUAAAACGAAAACAGUAUGCUUUAAAAAAAAGUAUUGGCUAUGGAUUUCACUUUUAUCCAUUUGAAAACGUAAAAAAAAAAAAACCACAAAAAUUGUGCCCAACUUUUGAAUUGUGUCAAAAUUUGCUUGGAAUUGCCAUGUCAACAUUGGGUUCAUCCAGAUUCAACCAGCGAGUUCCAAAAUAUUUCGACCUCAAAAUUGGCAAACCCUGUUCGACUCUGCAGAUUGACAUGGACACAAUUGAAGUUAGUAACUUGAACAGGCAAUUCUUGUUCCGGAAAGUGCAUGUGGGGCAAUCCAAAGCCAAGGUUGCAAGGGAAGCAAUACUGAAAUUCAAGCCAGACAUGAACAUAGUUGCAUAUCAUGCAAAUGUGAAGGAUCCUGAAUUCAAUGUGGAUUUUUUCAAGCAGUUCAAUGUGGUGUUAAAUGGGCUGGAUAACCUGGAUGCACGGAGACAUGUCAAUAGGCUUUGUUUGGCUACAGAAGUUCCAUUGGUAGAAAGUGGCACGACUGGGUAUUUGGGACAGGUUACUGUGCAUGUUAAAGGCCAGACAGAAUGUUAUGAGUGCCAAACUAAACCGGCCCCAAAAACAUACCCAGUUUGUACCAUUACAAGUACUCCAUCAAAGUUUGUACAUUGCAUCGUUUGGGCAAAAGAGCUGCUUUUUGCCAAGUUGUUUGGUGAUAGGAGCCAAGCAAGUGAUCUUAAUGCGCAGUCUAAUGACACUGCAACAGGUUCAGCGAAGGAUGACAGAGAUGCAUUUGAUUUCCGUGAGGGUGAAAGCCAUGAAGACUAUGGAAAACGAAUCUUUGAUCAUGUUUUUGGAUAUAACAUUGAGAUUGCUUUACAAAAUUCAGAAACUUGGAAGAAAAGGAGAGCACCGGUUCCUAUAUAUAUUAAGGAUAUUCUUCCUACAAGGGAUGAAGAACCGAAUGGAAAUUCUCAUAAUUCAUUUGGCAAGGAAAGAGAUCAUUCUCUAUCUGCAAUGGCUGCCUUGGAACUAAAAAAUUCACAGGACAUUUGGACUUGUAGUGAUAAUGCAAGAAUUUUCUUGAAGGCUUUGCAACUUUUUCUUGAAGGAAGAAAAAAUGACAUUGGGAAUUUGACUUUCGACAAAGAUGACCAGUUAGCUGUUGAGUUUGUGACUGCAGCUGCAAAUCUUCGAGCUUCUUCUUUUGGCAUCCCAAUGCAGAGUCUCUUUGAAGCAAAAGGUAUUGCAGGCAAUAUUGUCCAUGCAAUUGCAACAACAAAUGCAAUUAUCGCUGGUCUAAUUGUCCUUGAAACAAUUAAGUUACUGAGAAAUGAUUCAAAAAAUUAUAGGAUGACAUACUGCUUAGAACAUCCAUCGAGGAAGAUGCUUCUGAUGCCUGUAGAACCAUUUGAACCAAACAAAUCUUGUUUUGUAUGCUCAAAGACACCUAUGUCACUAGAGGUGAAUACACAGAAGACAAGACUGAAAGAUAUGAUAGAAAAAGUUGUUAAGAACAAACUUGGUGUCAACUUGCCAUUGAUAAUGCAUGGCCCAACACUUUUGUAUGAGACUGGUGAUGACCUCGAGGAAGAUAUUGCUAAACAUUAUGAGAAAAACUUAGAGAAGACAUUGGCAGAAUUCCCAAUUCCAAUCACAAACGGGUCUAUUAUUACAAUUGAGGAUCUCCAGCAAGAGUUCUCAUGCAUUAUCCACAUUAAGCACAGGGAUGAAUUUAAUGAGGAGGAGACAGACGGCAUGGUUCUAUCUGGAAAGAUUCCUGCCUGGGUUAGUGGAAAUGAUCAUAAUGCUGAAGAAUGUGGAGAAGAGCGAACAGGUGCAAGCAUAGAAGCUGGAGAUGUUUCAGAUGAUGUUGAAGUAGUUGCUGCUGGCUUCACUGCUGCUGUAGCAUCGAAGAGAAAUUUGAAUGAUGUGACAUUUCUUGAUGAAAACAUGGGUGAAAAAGAAAAUAAGAAGAUUCAGUUAGUCAUAGAUGACACAGUUGACACAGUUGCCACCGCAGGAAAUAAGAGAAAAUUAGAUAAUAAUGAUGAUGGUGUGAAUGUAGUUGUUGAAGCUCCUGAGAAGAAGAUGAGGACAAGAUUGGAGUAGGACCUGUAUCAUGCUUCAGAACCUGUAUAAAAAGUAUUUUGAUGGCAAUUUUAGUCUAUAAUUUUUUUUUUGGAUUCCUCGUGCAAAUUGUAUCUAUUCUUUGUAUCCUUGGGCCUUGGGUUGUUUCAGAAUCCCUGAUUUAGGUUUGCAGUUGAGUAUGCUGUGAGUUAUACAAUUUGGAGGUAUUAACGCAUUUUCCAUUAUCCUAACAUAAAUUAUUCUGAACAGAUAGAGGAAGCUUGUGAACUGGAUUUAGCCCGGACAACCUUAUCAUAUUCUGGGGUUGGUUGUUGACUUGGCUGAUUUCUCUGUAAAAUGCACCUUUGGUGUUCCUGAUAAGAAUUACAAAUCAUCCAUAAUCCCACUAACGAAGGCAGUAACAUUAGUUUUGCAUGUUAUUUUGAAGGGCAUAUGAUGUUAAAAUAUAUAUACUGUCAAGCAAAAUACCAUGGUAGUCUGUAAAGCUUAGAACGUGAAUAAAGCAGUUGAGCUUGAAUGGGGUUAAGUAUGAAUGAGAACCUUCUUUGGGCAGCCUUAUGCUCUUAUCUUGAUUCCCUUGUAAACAAUGUUGUAACAUUGAUUUUGCAUUUCAUGCAUAUAAAGAUAUAUUUGGAGAAUCUAAUAUUCUACUGGA
Messenger RNA from Cryptomeria japonica (Japanese cedar), 3169 nucleotides. RefSeq names its product SUMO-activating enzyme subunit 2. The transcript has 12 exons. Gene Ontology annotation, biological process: protein sumoylation. Bases 310 to 2535 code for a protein of 741 amino acids. Lineage: Eukaryota; Viridiplantae; Streptophyta; Pinopsida; Cupressales; Cupressaceae. The record is from RefSeq and is a predicted model, not a curated record. Gene Ontology annotation, molecular function: SUMO activating enzyme activity. Gene Ontology annotation, cellular component: cytoplasm; SUMO activating enzyme complex.